AUGGCGUUGUGCUCUGAGGCCUGCGUCUCGGGAGGAGAGUCCUCUGGGAGUGAGACGGGCUCUAGUUGUCUUCAGUUUGGCGUCCGUUCCUAUCUGCACCACUUCUACGAGGAGUGCUCGUCCUCAAUGUGGGAGAGAGGCCACGAGGACCAAGGAUUCGUCCAGGCCCAGAGAUCGCCCCGGCGGUGGAGCUCCGGACUCUGGAAGGUGUCCUUGGCCUUGGGUCUUCUCAUCCUGACUGCAGGAAUUGCCAGCAUGUCAGUCAGCUAUUCCACCCCUCGAAGAAUUGAGUCAUUUGGCGAGGGGGAUCUGCUCUUCGUGGACGCCCAGGCCGUCAGCUUCAACCAGGGGCUGCACGUUAGCGGCACCGCCGGGAUCGGGCUCUCCUGCCUGGGCUCGGGUCUGGCCAUGGUGGGGGCUGUCCUAUGGCUCCUCCCUAAGGUCAGAUUGCUCCAGAGAGAGGAGGUGAGAGACAAGCGAGAGGAGUGGGGGAGGGAGGGAGGUGGCGGGAGGGGUCCCGACAGGUCUAUCAUCACCAGGGCCCCCGGUACGGUGGACGGGAAGCUACCUGUGACGCUGUCAAAGGUUGAGAGUGUCCAGCCUGCUCCCUGA
Molecule: messenger RNA, 612 nt
Organism: Lampris incognitus (smalleye Pacific opah)
Lineage: Eukaryota; Metazoa; Chordata; Actinopteri; Lampriformes; Lampridae
Gene: nrsn1l
Product: neurensin 1-like
Exons: 3
Coding region: 1-612 (203 amino acids)
Biological process (GO): nervous system development
Cellular component (GO): neuron projection; transport vesicle; neuronal cell body
Source: RefSeq, a predicted model, not a curated record